UGGCUGCGCGCGCUGUCUGCCGGCGGGCACUUCCGGCCGGCGGGCUGCCGCGCGCGCCACCGCGUCGCCGUCGUCGUGCCGUACCGAGACCGCGCCGCACACCUCGCGCUGCUGCUCACCAACCUGCACCCCCUGCUGCAGAAGCAGCAGCUCGACUACCGCAUCGUCGUCGUCGAGCAGGCGGGAAAUGGUGCCUUUAAUCGUGCCAUGCUGAUGAACAUUGGCUUUGUGGAGGCUCUCAAACUGUAUGACUUCCAGUGUUUCAUCUUCCAUGAUGUAGACCUGCUACCAGAGGAUGACCGUAACCUGUAUACGUGCCCAGAGCAGCCGAGGCACAUGUCUGUGGCCAUUGAUGUCUUCAAGUACAGACUGCCAUAUGCUGACAUUUUUGGAGGAGUAAGUGCCAUGACACGCGAGCAGUUCCAGAAAGUGAAUGGCUUCAGCAACAUGUUCUGGGGCUGGGGUGGUGAAGAUGACGAUAUGUCAAAUCGCAUUCGUUUCCAUGGGUACCACAUCUCACGGUACCCAGCCAACAUAGCACGCUACAAGAUGCUCACACAUCGAAAACAGCGUGCUAAUCCUAAGCGCUACGAGUUCCUGAACACGGGUCGCCGUCGUUUUCGCACUGAUGGGCUCAACAGCCUGCACUAUGAAUGUGAGCGGACUCUAUUGUAUCGCUCACACACACAGCUGCUUGUCCGCCUGCCAUCGCCUACUGCACCCAGCUGAUGGGCCGCCAACUUUGUGGGGCUUUGGCAUGGCUGAAACUGGAUACUUGGCUGUAUGCCCAUCAGUCAUCACGUGAAUGAGUCAGCACUUUUCUGAUACCUGCAUAACUGACUGGAAGUAUUCUUGUGUAAUCUCAUCACAUUAUAAAACAUCACAUAAUAUUUCAUGGUACAGUCAACAUGUGUAUCACUGAAUCUAAUGGGUGCUUCUUUCAUUGAGUGGAUUUGAUGGAAAACUACUGGUUUUAUGGGAAGGUUUGUCCCCUUCCCCUUGAAUAAUUUCCAUCUAUAAAGUUAGUUCAUGUACUCGCCUGAAACUUUUGAAAAAUAUAAUGCUACUAUGUGUAAUCACAAUCUUUAUCCCUUCAUGUCUUGUUCAUGUUUGUUUGAAUUUGUAAGCUUGUACAACAUUCUGAAAUUUCAUAUAGUCUAUGGGGAAUGUUAUUAAUGAACAAUAUUGCCCCAAAUUUGACUUUUACGGUGGAUUUAAAAUAUCCAGCUUUUUAAAUCAAACUAAGAAGAAGUCAUCAGGUUAUUUAUGUUACAAUAAUAGAAUCUGUUAAGCUAUUGGGUUGUGCGGAUUUUGAGUUUAAAUGAAAUAACUCUAUAGAUUUCUACUUUGUGUCUAUUGCAGUGCAAUAGUGUGCCGAGGAUGUUCACCACAAAAAGUAGUGCUUCAUAUUCUGUCAGAUGAAUGUUUAAUGGAUAAGCUAUUGAAUUCAUGAGACUGCCAUACCUCGCAGUUGUUAGUAAAACAUUAAUUAUUAACUGCCACAUUUAUACUGCAUGGUGCUAUAGUCUCAUCAGUGAUAAACCUCUGGACUGGUGUUGUUGAGACAGGUUGUGGUCAGUUGUAAUGUGUCGCAUAGUGGUGCUGAAUUUGUCGCCAAAUUUUCUGUGUACCAAAAAAACUGUUAUAGUUUUUCAAUUGAUUAUGUGUAGUAAUAUUAGCAUCUACCAGUGAGUAGCACAGAUACAGAAACAGGAAGUAAUAUUAUUGCUUUUGUGUAUGUAACUCCUACAUGAAGGAUUGCUCUUUUGCAGCUGGCCUGUAAGAGCAAGUUUGAAGACAUUAGAGUUUAGUCAAAGUUCUUGAGAACUGUUCAGGAACUGAGAUGAGAAUCUCCACUGUGUCAGCUUAAGAGUAUGAUUGUGUAGUAUAGAGGUUUUGCUAAUAUUUUCAGUUAGUGUACUGUGGAAGUGCUGUUUAAUCUGCAACUGUUUGUCAGUGUGAAUAUAUGUGCCUUACAAUUGUAUGUUGGUUCUGGCAGUUUACACAUUCCAAAUCAGUUCUGCACAAAAUAUGAAAAACUAUUGAUAUUAAUAUGAUUUUCUUGUUAGAGCAUAAUUGCUACCUUCCAUAACCUAAAGAAGAUUGGUCUGUGAAACUGCUAAGAAUAUAAUUGUUAGGUAAUGUUGAUGUAAUUGCAAUGCAGGCAGUAUGUAACAAAGCAUGUGCAAAUAUUUGUGGUAGAAUGUAUGUAGUUGAAUUUCAAAAACUAGUCGGAGUGAUUGAAUGGUACAUAUCAUUUCUGUUGCUUGUUCUACAGAUUUUCUUUCUUGUGUGUGUUGUCCAUCUAUAUUCCUAUUCAAUUGAGUAUCCCAUUGGGACCAGUUCAUUGUUUUUGUUGUUAAAAUGUUCAAAAUUUGUCAUCUAAUAAUUAUAAAAAAAAUUAGAGGCCUGCAUAUUCUUGUGAUUUUUGUGAUAUUUUAUUUUUAUGUGAUGGUAAAUAUCUGUGAUUAAUAGUGGUUAGGGAGAUAGAACAGUUAGAAAUUUUUUCUAAGAAUUUUAUGUGUGAAACUCUAUUGUUAAUCAGAUGAAUAGCGUGUGGUAUCAAAAUUGUGAAGUUUACUUACAAUAAACAAUUAAGAAACAGGAAAGAUUUUCUUCUGAAAAUGAGGAGCUUACAUAUUUACACGUGUUUCAGAUAAAAUAAUUGUUUCAUAAGUAACAGGGAUAUUUUGUCAAUAAAUUUUAAUUUUAAUUGGAAUAAUAUCAGAACUAUUUUUUUAAAGGUGUUGAUAGUAAGCAUUUGACAUCUGUAAAAAGUUGAUACUGAAGUUGUAUGACAUGUUUGAGAAUUCGUCAAGAGGUUAAGUGCAGGAGGCUGGAAGAGUGAGAAAUCCAGCUUCUGUGUGAAUGAGUUGUAGAAAGCUAAACAUUGUCUCAUAUAACUUUCCUCACUACUCAUUCGGUACACAGGAUGAUGUGCUGAACUUCCCUUGUAGUCAGAGCAGAAAAGUAAACACAAAAUUAUUGGCCCAAAAAUAUUUAUAUCUUGUAAAUUGGUCUUCUGAUUUGUGGCAAAUUAUUUCUUAGAGGAAAUAAAAUAGAAACAUACUACAAUAUUAUGUAAGAAAAACAAUUCUUCGCUCAUGUCAUUGAAAUAAAUUCAUAUUUAUGAG
Schistocerca piceifrons (Central American locust) is the source of this 3134-nucleotide messenger RNA. Its product is annotated as beta-1,4-N-acetylgalactosaminyltransferase bre-4. Gene Ontology annotation, molecular function: N-acetyl-beta-glucosaminyl-derivative 4-beta-N-acetylgalactosaminyltransferase activity. The transcript has 3 exons. NCBI's taxonomy places the organism in Eukaryota, Metazoa, Arthropoda, Insecta, Orthoptera, Acrididae. The annotation marks the transcript as partial. Gene Ontology annotation, biological process: carbohydrate metabolic process; glycosphingolipid biosynthetic process. The record is from RefSeq and is a predicted model, not a curated record.